Maniola jurtina (meadow brown) is the source of this 1743-nucleotide messenger RNA. Its product is annotated as facilitated trehalose transporter Tret1-like. Gene Ontology annotation, biological process: transmembrane transport. NCBI's taxonomy places the organism in Eukaryota, Metazoa, Arthropoda, Insecta, Lepidoptera, Nymphalidae. Gene Ontology annotation, cellular component: membrane. Bases 174 to 1589 code for a protein of 471 amino acids. The transcript has 11 exons. The record is from RefSeq and is a predicted model, not a curated record. Gene Ontology annotation, molecular function: transmembrane transporter activity.
AACUUAUAGUUGUUUUAUUUUUUUAUUAUUCAUAAUAUUUCCAAGUUAUUUCCUAUGUACUGUACUGCUACAGAUAAAAUCGAAAUGGCAGGCUGUAUGCACGCUUAGCGCUUGCGUACAUAGUCAAUGAUCAAGUUUGAAAAGUUAGUGCUCUAUUUUGAAAACCGGAAGUGAUGUGUGAUUCGUUAGUGCAAGAUGUCAAAUUAAAAUGGCGCACAUAUUUGGCGGCAACGUUCGCAAGCUAUGGGAGCUUAUGCACUGGCAUGUCAAUGGGCUGGACGUCGCCCGUGUUCCCACAGCUGCGCUCUGACAACUCGCCUCUCCCGCGCCCUCCCACGCGACUUGAAGAGAACUGGAUAGGCUCGCUGCUAGUGCUUGGCGGAUUACUUGGACCACUUAUCACAGUGCCACUGUUGAACCGAGUAGGGCGAAGAUGGAUCAUCAUAGGGUCGAAUGUGCCCCUAUUGCUUGGCUGGUUGUUGGCGGGCGUAGCGAAAGAUCUUCCCACGCUGUACGCCGCGAGAGUCAUGUGGGGAUGCGCUACGGGGAUGCAGUUUGCCACCGUGCCCUUGUAUAUUGGAGAAAUUGCUGAAGAUAAAAUUCGCGGAGCCCUAAGCGCCCUGUUCCUGCUAUUCAUCAACGUUGGUUUCCUGCUGGCAUAUGCCAUUGGUCCUUUCUCCACGUACUGGGGCCUCACUGCUAGCGGCGGUAUCCUGUCUCUGUUCUACAUCCCUUUUACUUGGCUCAUCCCUGAGACGCCCUUUUUCCUGGUCUUUAAAGGCAAAAUUGAAGAAGCAUCAUCCGUCCUGCAGAAGUUAAGAGGCCUUCCGAAAGAAGGAGUGGCGCCGGAGUUAGAGGGGUUGCAGGCACUGGUAGCCAGGGAGUUCAGAGUACCAACAAGAAUCAAGGACUUGUGGGCUACGAGGGGUAACCUUAAGGCUCUAGGCAUCUGCGUGUUUCUGGCAAUGUUGUUACAGUUGUCUGGCAUCGACGUGCUAUUGUUCUACAUGGAGGAACUAUUGGAGAGGAUUGGCACCAAAAUAUCCCCAUCUGAUGGCACUAUCAUUAUGGGAGUUGUUCAGGUAGUCACAAGUUGUGUUACUCCACUGGUCGUUGAUAGGCUCGGAAGAAAACUUCUUAUGUGGACCACUUCACUGGGAUUGACUAUAUUCCUGGGCAUAAUAGGCAUCUACGCCCUUCUGGACUCGCAUUUCAAGUACAACGUGGAACCCUACGCCAUCAUCCCGCUUCUCUGCCUCGUCAUAUACAUGAUACUAUUCACACUCGGUGUGGGUCCGGUGCCCUGGAUCUUGGUAGCGGAAAUGUUCCCCAUCAGAACGAAGUGUAUGGCCAGUGGUAUCGCCUCCUUCAUGUGCUGGCUUGCUGGCUUUGUUUGGACCAGGUUUUUCCGUGACGUGGCGGCAUCGUACGGUAUCUACACAGCGUUCUGGGUGCUGGCCGUGUGCUGCGGCCUGGGCUUCGUGUUCUCCAUCAGCCCCUGGCUGCCCGAGACCAAGGGCAAGACGUUCGACGAGAUACAGGAUAUGCUGAACAAUAGGAGCAAGGAGCCCAAGCCUGUGCCAGUAUAGUGUCAUGAUUUUAAUAAUAAAAUUAUUAUAAGUGCCUACGUCUUAAUCGUUUUUACUUAGUUUUAGCCUUUAUGUAACAUUACUUUAAGUUAUUAUAAAUAAGUCAUAUUGUUUAUUAUUUAAAACAAACUUUAUUAUAUCAAAUAAAAUUGGA